Molecule: messenger RNA, 3242 nt
Organism: Dendrobium catenatum
Lineage: Eukaryota; Viridiplantae; Streptophyta; Magnoliopsida; Asparagales; Orchidaceae
Product: myosin-binding protein 1-like
Exons: 4
Coding region: 296-2914 (872 amino acids)
Molecular function (GO): myosin binding
Source: RefSeq, a predicted model, not a curated record
UUCCGCUCCUUCCUCCGAUGUUUCAGCACAAACAGCACCAAAACCCUACGAAUUCUCUGAUCUUUCCCCCCCUUUUUCCACAUUCUUUGCCGUUUGAUUUCCUAAAAAGCUGUAUUUUAUACCUUUGGUCGUUUCCAUUUGAAGUUCUGGGGGCGGAGUUGCGCGGUCGCCGGCCGUUUGAGGCAAUCGCAAGGAAGAAGCGAGAUCCAAACUCGAAUCUUAUAUCUUAAUUCUAGGAUAGGGGGAGCUUGGAGUCAUUCUUUUUUCCUAGAGGUUGAUCUGGCCUUCUUGUGUCAUGGCUGCAAGAAGUUCCACCAGAGAGAGAAGUGAACUUCACCGGUUUUCAACAGCUCUUUCUUCUGCUUUCACAGAAUGGCUGCUAAUUCUUUUGUUGCUCGUUGAUGCAUUUUGUUUAUACUUGCUGAUAAAGAUAUUUCGCUACUCUAAGUUGCAGACUCCAUGUUUAGUUUGCUCAAGGUUUACCUAUCUUUUAGGAAAUGAAAAGCUGGGAUUUUAUAAUGACUUCCUUUGUGAUGUGCAUAAGUUGGAGAUAUCCACCUUUGCAUUUUGUCAUGUACACAAAAAACUUGCUGAUGCUAGGGAAAUGUGUGAAACCUGCCUCCCUUCAUUUGCCGAAAAUAAAUCGAGUAUGGAGAUAUGUAAAUUUUUGUGGAGUAAGCAAUGUGUAAACCCAGAUGAUGAGAUGGUGAAAGUUCCUCUGCUAGAAAAUGAUCAAGAAGGUAGUUCUCUGCACAAAAAGCCUUGCUCAUGCUGUUCGAAACUGUGCAAUAUAAAACGAUCUGCAUACAGGCCAUUUGAAGACAAGCCAAUUUUCAAAGAGCUUGCUCACCCUGCUAUCCAGUUAUCCAGUGCAAGGCUACAUUCUAGAGCACAUUUUCCUGAUAGAUUGAGCAAGGACAGAAAAAUUUUCUCCAUGCAGUUAGCUUAUCAGCCUGGAGAAGAUUAUGGCUUUGAUCCUCAUUUCUCGUACAGAGAGCUGAAGUUUUCUUCUGACUCGGAGUUAGAAGUUGCAUACUCGGGUGAUGAUGCUGAUGGCAGCAAUAAGGUCCCCCGAACUGAAGAAGUCAAGGAAGAAUCUGUUGCGCAAAAUCUGAAGUCAUCUACUUGUCUCACUGAUGCCCUAAAAGAUUUAUCUGUGAUUUCAGACAAUAUGGUCCUAGAGAAGCUAAUUCAUCUUGAUCCUAUUAUAUCUGAUGUUUCUUCAAUUUCUAAUAAUGAAAUUAAUGAAGGUGGUUCUUGCUUAAAUUCAUUUCCGGAAUCCAUUAAUGGCCUUCGUCAUGGCUUGGAGGAAAUCAACUGGAUUAAUGUUGAAGUGAAACCAACUCUUCCACUAUCAUCUCAAAUCACAUCUGAAUUAGUUCCUACUGAAAUCUCGAUUGUUGAAGAAGUUGAUGUUUCAAGAACAUCUUCUACUCCAAAGAUUGAAGCCAUCAGUAUUUUGAAUUUAACUGAUACAAGUUCCAAACCUGACAAACAUUUGAGCAAGCUUGAUGGAAAUCUUCCUUUUGGCGAUAAAGUAGCCCAGCGAAUACCUACAUCUACUGAGAUUACCCUGUCAAUGUCAAGGGAAUCUGGUAGGAUCCAUGAAGAUCUGAAGCAACGUCUGUUCCAACUCCCAACUUCUUGUAGCCUUGAAUCCUCGUGGACUGAUUUCAAUUUCAGUGUUGGCAAGGAUGAUGAAAACAAAUUAUCUGAUACUUCUUGUUGUAAUAGGUUACAUAGUGUUACUAAGAGACUGGAUUCUGAUUUAUCAUUUGUGGAAUCUACUGAUGGAAGCCUUGUCUCUGAAGUUGAAGGAGAGGGUUCAGUUGGUAGUUUGAAAAGGCAGAUUGAAAUUGACCACAAGUUCGUGAGUAAUCUAUACAAAGAACUGGAGGAAGAAAGAAAUGCUUCAGCUAUUUCUGCAAAUCAAGCUAUGGCCAUGAUCAAUAAGUUGCAAGAGGAAAAGGCUGCUAUGCAGUUGGAGGCUAUGCAGUACCUGAGGGUGAUGGAAGAACAAGCUGAGUAUGAGCAGCGGAAACUAAAUGAUCAGCUCAAAGAAAGGGAGAAAGAAAUAAAAGAUCUUGAAGCAGAACUUGAAAGCUGUAGGAAGCGGUGCUGGGAUGAAUCAUUUGCAGGGAAGAAUUUACAGCCAUCAUAUGAUUCUGAUGAAAGUGAAUACAGUACUACUAGUACUCCUCAUGUCCUAAAACCCAGGGGAAGGGACAAGCAUCACUUGACAGGUAUAACAUUCCAGGAUUUUGCUUGGCCUCCUGCUUCAGGUUCAAUUAAAGAAACUGUGUUGGAUUUUGAAGAUGAGAGGGAGUAUAUCUUAGGAUGCCUGAGAAGGUUGGAGAAAAAUCUUCGUCUGUUCUCCAGUGCGGAUGCAUCUAGACGUAAUGAAGAGGAUGAUGAGUUCAAUGAUGAAGUUUAUGCAGGUGAUACUGAAAGUGAAAACCACCAAAAUCAAUGCUUAAAUGAAGAUAAAAGAUCUAGAAACUGUUUGUGUUCUCUGAACAAAAUUGAUGAGGAUUGUCCGACUCGACAAUUUAAUCGAUUAGAAGAAAAAAUUUCAUAUGUAAAAAAUCUACCAGUAUCUGUUGAAAGCCUUUCUCUUGAGGAACGGGAUUCUGAGAUCAAUUCAAAUGAAGAAGAGAAUAUGCUAAGUUCUUCCUUCAAGAAAAAGAAGCACCCAAAGACAAGUACAAGACAUAAUUUAGUAGCUCUUGGUGAUGAAGUUGAACACUUGCAUGCAAGGUUGGAGGCACUUGUAGCUGAUCGAGAUUUCCUUGAGCGUACUAUUAACUCUCUUAAAAAUGGGAAAGAUGGGCUACAGUUUGUUCAGGAAAUAGCUACCCACUUGCGAGAAAUUAGAAAAAUUGCUUCCACGCAAAGAGAGCAAGUAAAAGCUUGAACUUCUUACAUUCUUUUUAAAGCUCAUGGAAAGUUAUACUGACAUCCAGCUUGCUUCUUCAGAGGACGCUUCUGUGGUAAUCAUAUUCUUUCUGUCUUGGAUUCCCAAAACAAAACUUAUGAUGAGGAUACACAAAUGUCACUCAAUAAGCCGGCGCUUUGAAGUUAGUCUCUUUUGCUUCAUGAAUUUUGUAUUUUGAGUGAAUUUUUAAUUUUUUUUUUCAUUUCAUUUGAAGAGUUUUCAUCUUCUGUUUUUAGAGUUCUUUUUAAUUGCAUGUGUAAAUUGUUACCAAUGUUAAACUCGGCUUCUUUCUUUCUUUUUUUGGAAA